AAUUGCUCUUGGAAGGAUUUUUCGGACUGGGCUGACGCAGUUGUGUGUGUAAAUUUCCUGGCAAAUAAGGAAGGCAACUGUGUCCAAAAGACAUUUUAGAGUGUGAAUUCACAGCCUUUCCAUGUCUAAUCAAGGAGCGUAAACCAUUAGCCACAUGUUCUCCAUUUCCAUCACAUUUUUUCACACUUAAACAAAAACAUGCCAAAGAAAAGGUGCUACAUAUUUUAAUGCCCCCAAAUAGGAACCAUGGGAGUCCGUUAAAUGCUGUGGCCAUUUCCAGCAUACAAAUCAAUUUUCCUUGUGGUGGUGAAGUGGUGAAUAAUGCCUGGUUUGUUUAAAGGAGCAUGACUGAUUCUGGAUGAAGAAUCCUGUCACUUUGGCAUUUUCAGUUUUAUUUAUUGCACGCAACCGUAUAAAACCUGGUACUGAUCUCAGUGCCAGGCUUACUAGUGGAAAAGCUGAACGGACAACAUAUCUCCUGGUGCAGCAAAGAGCUUCUCCUUCUGCAAGGCAUUUGCUGGACUCCUGCAAUUUUUUUUUAAUAACAUGGCAGAGAAGGAUUUAAUCAGUUGGCAUCUACUGGCUUUAUUUUUUCUUCCAUUUUGCCUGUGUCAAGAUGAAUACAUGGAGGUGAGCAGAAGAUCUUAUAAACCAGUGGCCAAAGUGUUGCAAAGUCACCACCAGACUGGCCAUAAAGGUUCCAGAAGCAGGGAGAUAUUGAAACAGCGGAGUCAACUCAUAGAGUGGACUGUUGAUAAUAGCACUUCUACAGACCAAAAAGUCCUGAGACCAGAGGUAGAUGAUGUAGAACUGACUACCUCAGACAGAGUCCAGCCCCCACAAACAGGACCUCAGAAUCCAGACUGUAGUUCCUGCUGCCGUGGUGACUUUGGACUUCGACUCUACCAAGGGCCCCCAGGACCUCCCGGGCCCCCUGGGAUGCCAGGAAACCAUGGAAACAAUGGAAAUAAUGGAGCAACUGGCCAGGAAGGAGCCAAAGGUGAAAAAGGAGACAAAGGAGACAUGGGACCGAGAGGAGAGCGUGGCCAUCAUGGACCCAAAGGCGAGAAGGGUUACCCUGGGAUUCCUCCAGAGCUACAGGUCGCAUUUAUGGCUUCCAUGGCUACUCACUUCAGCAACCAGAACAGUGGGAUCAUCUUCAGCAGUGUUGAAACCAACGUUGGGAAUUUUUUUGAUGUAAUGACUGGGAGAUUUGGUGCUCCAGUGAAUGGGGUGUACUUCUUCACCUUCAAUAUGAUGAAACAUGAAGAUGUGGAGGAAGUGUAUGUGUACCUGAUGCAUAAUGGCAAUACAGUUUUCAGCUUAUAUAGUUAUGAAUCUAAAGGGAAAGCAGACACUUCAGGAAACAGCGCGGUGCUAAAACUUGCCAAGGGAGAUGAAGUUUGGCUGCGAAUGGGCAACGGAGCCCUCCAUGGGGACCAUCAACGCUUCUCCACCUUUGCUGGGUUUCUGCUUUUUGAAACCAAGUAAUAAAAGAAACAACCCAACAGAUGUUUAUCUGAGGAAACUUCUUUUUUGGAACUGGUGUUUUUCUUUGGACUGUGGACUAGCAUUACGACAUUGAAAGAUGAGGAACGGUUGUUUUGAUGCAAUGAGUUGCUAUUUGUGUAGAUGAGCUGAAUACGUUGGGUAGCUGACACACUUAGAGACACAUGGAAGACAUACUGUCACCUGGGUUCUAUCUAGAGAAUUAUUAAAUGUUGCUAUUGCUCUCUUCUCCAAACUGACUAAAAACAAAGAAAAAGGAUUUAAAAUGAUUUAGAGAGUAGUUGGCACAGUAAAGCCAAUUUUGUCUAUAAAAAUAGUUUUGUCAAGUGUAUGUCAGGAAUUGAACAAUUGAUCAAUGGUUUUCUGUUCAGUGAUUUGUUUCUUAUUAUAUGUUCAUUUCAGUUUGCAUCACGGAAAUAGGCCUGAAUGAAUUAAAAGUAGGCUCAGCUGAAACCAGAUUUAAAGGAGGAAGUUUUUACUGAACUAGAAUUAACUUUACAAAUAGAAGAAAAAAUGUGAAAAUAAAAAUGUCAAGGAUUCAGGGUUAUUGUAUUCCCAUCUCAAACCUCUGAAACAUCUGGUGUCAUUUUUCAUAGAUGUCUAGUACAUAUUUAUGCUCACUCAAUCUUUCUUUAAAAAAAAAAAAAAAAGAAAAGGAGUGGUAGUAAUUCUUGCCUUAAUAGAGCUUGAAGCUAAAGUAAUUUAGCCUGCAGUGUAUGGGGAUCUGACAGGGGAACUGUAACGUUUCUUCCUAGACUUAAAUUGUCAAAAUCUGAUGUAACUGAGUGCAAGGUAUCAAAGCAGAGACAUAUACGCUGGAGAAGUUGGGAUAUGCCCACAGUACAAACAGAGAAACAGACACUUUGUGGAGUUCGGAGCUCUUCUGGAAGGAUCUACAUUUUAAUAUUGCAUAUUUACUUAACAGCGAAGUUGUUGACACAGUUUUCCUACCAGCUUUCCAAGAACCAGUAUUACAGGAAAAGACGUUGCUGUCUGGCAAGGCAGCAGCUAACCCAGAUCAAUAUUUAACUGGUGAAAGCAAACACUGGCUGGCUCAGAAGCUGUGGUCACAGUAAACUGGGCCACUCUUCAGCACCAAAAUUUGCCACUGGCUUUCCAAAAUUUUUGGUAAAUGAACUCCUGUCUUGCUAUUUACUUUUCAUCACAAUCAGCACAAGUAUACUAAGAAAAUACAGAAGUUUGAAUGUAUCUUCUGCACAUUCUGGCUCUCCACACACAGACUAAUGAAGUAGAAAUUACAUUUUAACAGACAUUACAUUUUAACUAAACAUUGCCUGCCAUUAAUGUAUAACAAGCAGGUGGGGUUAGGAAAACAUUUAUUUGAAAUUCUUUUAUACUAGAUACAGAUAGCACUAGCAUGACAACAGAGCAAAUGAAUCAAAAUCUGCUCUAUGAAUUUUUAUGUCCUUUUACACGUUCCCAGUGUAUGUAAACCACAUCUUGUGAUGAAAAAUGCAUGUUGAUACUUGAUGAUUAUGACUUGUGAUAUUUUUGGUUUUAUGCAUCAACCACUGAAAAUGUUAGCUUUAAUGAACUGACAUCUGAUGAGUUUUCUUGUUUCUUUAUGAACUUGGGUCAGGUUUGCAUCAUGAAGGUUUUCAAAACCUGAGACCACGUCUUUUUAAUACGCAUUUUAGUAAAAUUCUGGCAUGCCUUCAAACUAAACCACGCCCACCAGGUAAUCAGAUAAUGUUAUUCUUUCGGAAUACGUGGACAAGUUGUAUGAGGUAUACAGCAUCAUAAGCUAACGUUCACAGUAAGAAAAAUCUCUAAAAAAAUUGUUUCUUUUUGUGUUAGGAAUGUUUUGCUUACUUUGUAAAACACACAUUUACCCAAUAAAGAUUAAUAGUCAUAAAACUA
Molecule: messenger RNA, 3390 nt
Organism: Columba livia (rock pigeon)
Lineage: Eukaryota; Metazoa; Chordata; Aves; Columbiformes; Columbidae
Gene: C1QTNF3
Product: C1q and TNF related 3
Exons: 6
Coding region: 547-1491 (314 amino acids)
Molecular function (GO): protein binding
Source: RefSeq, a predicted model, not a curated record